Messenger RNA from Xenia sp. Carnegie-2017, 1264 nucleotides. RefSeq lists its product as uncharacterized. The record is from RefSeq and is a predicted model, not a curated record. Gene Ontology annotation, molecular function: extracellular matrix structural constituent. Bases 305 to 1120 code for a protein of 271 amino acids. Lineage: Eukaryota; Metazoa; Cnidaria; Anthozoa; Malacalcyonacea; Xeniidae. The transcript is spliced from 10 exons.
UUUCAGUCUACAAAACCUAACGACGUGUCAAUUUGUCGACUCAUUUCUUGUGGUAAUCUCAGCAGUCAACACAUUCUGAAAAUCAAGCACAUAUUCGGUUUCAGUCUACAAAACCUAAUAGCGUGUCACUUUGUCGACGCAUUUCUUGUGGUAAUCUCAGCAGUCAACACAUUCUAAAAAUUCAAGCACAUAUUCGGUUUCAGUCUACAAAACCUAAUAGCGUGUCCCUUUGUCGACGCAUUUCUUGUGGUAAUCUCAGCAGUCAACACAUUCUAAAAAUUCAAGCACAUAUUCGGUUUCAGACAUGGUGCUGUUUCCUACAAUCAUUAUCACCUGUUUCAUUUUCUUUUCAUCUUAUGCUGACAAUCGACUCAAGUGUGACUGUACCCUGACGUAUGGUAGCAUAAAGUCACCAGGAAAGUCUUGCUUUGACAUUCUUAUGAAAAGAUCAGAAAGCUGUCUUCCCGAUGGCAUCUAUUGGAUAUCUCUAGAAAACACAAAUAGGAAAAAUGCAUUUCCAGUGUUUUGUGACAUGAAAUCCGGAGGCUAUACAAUGGCUUUCAAGGUUGUUUCGGGAGGCAACCAAUUAACAAGUAUUGGUAAAUUUUGGAAACAGACGUCACCUUCACAUGAAACAAGUUUAGAAGCUCUUAACAAAUUUAAAUCAUUUACGGGACUUUAUAAAAAUCGAAUUGUCAACCCAACUAAUUGGAACAAAGUAAAGCCUAGUGAGGUGCGUUUUGUGCUGUACAAAGAUGGCUUAGAACAACUGGUCUUAAAGUUCAAAAGUGAACAUUGCAGCUACAUGAACUGGUUUACAAAGCAGAACCUCGUGCAAUCACCAUGGCAUGAUAUAACAUCGUCUACAUUUAACUACUUUACAAUCGUAGGACCUUGCUGGAGUGGAAGAUGUCGUGAUUUUCAUAUAAAUCACUUCUAUGGAGGUUGUCCCAAGGAUGAUGGUUGGCUAAGCAUUGGAAACACUUUUCCAGGAUGCGCCUGGGAAAAAAGAUUUUCAGGAACAUCAUUCAUUUACAGCAAAAUUGGGCGGCAUCAGAAUUACAACGAAUACAGUUCGUUCUCUGGAGAUUCCGAUGUUUUGGCUAUUUUUGUGCGUUGAUUUCCUCAGGCAACCGAGAAGUCAUUUUUUGAGGAGUCCCUUUGUCUUUUGUUGUAUUGAGUUCGUUCAUGCCAGUUUAAGUAUUUGCAUGAUUUGAAUAUAACUUUAUGUAGUUAUCAUGAAAUAAAUGAUGUUUGAAGCAUA